AUGAGAGUGUUCAGUCUUUUUGCUAUUGUAGGUGGUUGUUCUGCAGUUAAGGACUACCUCUUCAAGGCAUGUGCCGACUCUGGAUUUUGUCGUCAGCAUGUGGACAAUGAUGGGGGUGGAGGUUAUUAUGUCCAAGAGGAGUCGCUUGAAUUAACCAAUGGAGUGCUACAUGGAGUGGUUUCUAAGGUACAGCCACACCAGGUACAGCUUCCAUUUGAGAUUAGCAUUGUUGAAAACAGUUUCAGGUUUCGAAUGGAUGAGCAGAGAGUGGUAGGCCAUAAGAGGUAUAACGAGGCGGCAAAGUGGGCAUUCAGCGAGAAUGCGCAGAUGGGCCAUCUCAAUUAUACAAGGCGGAAGACUUCAGUUGAUGUAAGUUAUGGUCAUCAUAAGAAGGUAGUUAUACAGAUGAACCCGGUGUUGUUCACUUUUUACUAUAGAGACCAAGUGCAGUUGGUGGUGAACGAGAAACAAUUGUUGCACAUGGGCCUAGAGCCGAUGGGCCUAGAGCCAAUGGGCAAAGAGCCAAUGGGCCAAGAAGCGAUUGGGCUUGACUUUACACUAAAAGGGUUUAGUCAUCUCUACGGAAUCCCAGAGCAUGCAGACACGAUGCUGUUGAAGGACACACUGGGAUCAGAGCCCUACAGGUUGUACAACGUGGAUAUCUUUGAGUACGAAGUAGAUUCGAGAUUGCCCAUGUACGGGUCUAUACCAUUACUAAUGGCAGUUAAGCGAGACGUGUCAAUUGCAAUAUUCUGGAUCAACAGCGCCGACACUUUUGUUGAUAUUCAUAAAGAGUCUAAUAACUCGAGCGUACACUGGAUGUCCGAGAAUGGAGUGAUGGACUUUAUAGUCAUCAUUGAGGACAAACCUCGCGAUGUCAACCGAGUUUAUGGGAGAAUCACAGGCAAUGUCAUGUUGCCACUCUUGGCCAGUUUAGGCUACCAUCAAUGCCGGUGGAACUACAAUGACAUCGAGGAUGUGCUUGAUGUGCACUCCAAAUUCGACGAGUAUCAAAUACCCUAUGAUAAUAUAUGGCUCGAUAUCGAGUACACCGAUAACAAGAAAUAUUUUACAUGGCAUCCUGAGAAUUUCAAUGAUCCCGGGAGGAUGUUGCAAGUGUUGAACAGAACAGGAAGAAACUUGGUGGUUAUCAUUGAUCCUCACAUCAAAACAGGAUACGAGGUUAGUCAAGGCCUCAUUGACAACGAUAUUGCAAUAAAAAACUCAAAAAACGAGGUUUACCAUGGCCACUGCUGGCCCGGUGAGUCUAUUUGGGUCGACACACUUCACCCUGCAAGUCAACCGUUUUGGAACAAACUUCACCAACGGUUUAUUCCUGACAAAUACCAAAACAUACUAUUUUGGAACGACAUGAAUGAGCCGUCUGUGUUUGAUGGGCCAGAAACAACUAUGCCAAAGGACAACAUCCACUACGGACAAUGGGAACACCGCAGUGUCCACAAUCUCUACGGACUAACAAUGCACGAAGCAACUUACAAGCUGCUCCUCAAUAAGCAGCAAAGGCCGUUUAUAUUAACACGGUCCUUUUUUGCAGGAAGCCAGCGCACAGCGGCAAUGUGGACUGGAGACAACAUGUCGCGGUGGGAGUACUUGAAAGUAUCGAUUCCCAUGAUUCUCACGAUGAAUAUUGCCGGCAUGCCGUUUGCAGGAGCAGACGUUGGAGGCUUUUUUGGUGAUCCAUCGGCCGAGUUGUUGACCAGGUGGUACCAAGCCGGGGUCUGGUACCCGUUCUUUAGAGGUCAUGCACAUAUAGACUCUAGAAGGAGAGAGCCGUGGUUGGCAGGAGACCCUUAUAUUGGCCAUAUCAGAGAUGCAAUACGAUUGAGAUAUGCGAUGAUGCCUGUUUUCUACACCAGUUUCUACGAAGCCUCUGUGAACGGCACACCUGUUAUAAAGCCUGUGUUUUAUGAGUACCACCACCACAAAAAGGCGUUGGACAUUGAGGAUGAGUUUUUCCUUGGGGACUCAGGGGUAUUGGUGAAGCCGGUGACUGAUGAAGGUGCUACAACCGUGACUUUCAGUAGUGUUGAGUGGGGUGAUACGUUUUACAGUUUUACCAAUGGCGUCAUUGGGGAAAAAGUAGAGAGUUUGGCUGGUGGUGGUGGUAGUGCUGCUGCUGCUGUUACUCUUGGGGAUAUUCCUAUGCUACUCAAGGGCGGCUCGAUUGUGCCCAUGAAGAUGCGGUACAGGAGGUCUACAAAGUUGAUGCGGUAUGAUCCGUACACCUUGGUAGUGGCGCUCGAUAAAGAAAACAGAGCCAAAGGCACGUUAUACGUGGAUGAUGGCGAGACCAUAAACGGAGAGUACACAUAUAUCACGAUAGAGGCAGAUGCAAGCGGGUUAAGACUGUCGUCUGCGAUUAACGUUGAAAAGGUGAUAAUUGUAGGAGGUAGCACCAUUAAUGGGGUAAGUUCAGGAAAUCUCAAGCAAGAAGGUGGAAGAGCAGUUAUCACCAAUGCCACGCUCCCAAUAUAUUUUGUCGUGUAA
Molecule: messenger RNA, 2508 nt
Organism: Lodderomyces oxycetoniae
Lineage: Eukaryota; Fungi; Ascomycota; Pichiomycetes; Serinales; Debaryomycetaceae
Gene: ROT2
Product: glucan 1,3-alpha-glucosidase ROT2
Exons: 1
Coding region: 1-2508 (835 amino acids)
Biological process (GO): carbohydrate metabolic process; N-glycan processing
Cellular component (GO): glucosidase II complex
Molecular function (GO): carbohydrate binding; alpha-glucosidase activity
Source: RefSeq, a predicted model, not a curated record